This is a messenger RNA of Cucurbitaria berberidis CBS 394.84, 1089 nucleotides long. Its product is annotated as rRNA-processing protein UTP23. Gene Ontology annotation, cellular component: nucleolus; small-subunit processome. The record is from RefSeq and is a predicted model, not a curated record. Lineage: Eukaryota; Fungi; Ascomycota; Dothideomycetes; Pleosporales; Cucurbitariaceae. The transcript has 2 exons. Gene Ontology annotation, molecular function: small ribosomal subunit rRNA binding. The coding region runs from base 22 to 900 and encodes 292 amino acids.
CCUCAAACACACAACGUCGCAAUGAAGCUAAAGCGGGCGAAGGCGUACAAGAAGCUCCUCCACCAAUACGAGCUCAACUUCGGCUUCCGCGAACCCUACCAAGUCCUCGUUGACUGGCAAAUCCUCCAAGAUGCCUACAACUUCAAAAUCGACCUCAUCGCGCGCCUCGAAAAGAUCCUAGGCGGCCAAGUAAAGCCCAUGAUUACGACGUGCGACAUGCGGCACCUCUACGCCGCGAAGCCCAAGAACGAAACUCUCAUAUUACAGGCCAAGGAGUACGAACGGCGGCGGUGUAACCACCAGGAUCUUGACGAGCCGCUGUCGACGCUGGAGUGUCUAUCGAGCGUCGUGGACCCCAAGGACAGUAAAACAAACAAGCAUAGAUAUGUGGUUGCUUCGAAUGAUAUCAGCGUGCGCGCGCAUAUGCGAAGCGUAGCUGGCGUACCACUCAUCUACAUAACGAAGUCAGUGGUGCUCAUGGAGCCCAUGGCCAACGCAUCCGAGGAGCAGCGCGAGAGGGAGGAAAAGUCAAAGUUCAAGCAGGGAUUAAAGGGUCAGCGGAAACCUGAUGCGGGACCGAAGCGGAAACGGAACGAUGAAGAGGAGGGUCAGUCUAUUGCGGGUGGCGCUACGGGAGAUGCAAGACCUUCGAAGCAGAAGCGAGAAAAGGGCCCUAAGGGUCCUAAUCCGCUGAGUGUGAGGAAGUCGACAAAAGAGAAGAGCGCGCCAGAAGCCAGUGCUUCUAAGAAGGCGAACGAUGCGCAGCCAUCCACAGCUGACGCAACCAACACUCACGAUGCUGAGGCUUCAGGGGCCCGCAAGAGGAAGCGCAAGCACAAGCCAAAGGGUGACGACACCAGUGCUGCUAUAGAAGAUGACGGAGAAGUCACCGCGCCAUGAUCGUGCAAUUACUCGCCAUUUGCCUAUAGCAUCCCACUGCUACGGGUGACAUUACCAGGCCUAUGACAUUCGGUCUAAGACGGUCGUCAGUUUUGGAGGCUUAAUUCAGCUAUCAGAAGAAAGGAGGGCGAGGCGUACCAUGAUACCCAAAUUAGCAUGUGUGAGGAGGCAGAAAUUGUAGCUCAGGUG